GCAGGUGGAUUGAGUGCGCCCGUUUUGCGUAAGCCCUUAAGAGGCAGCGGUGUGGCGUCGCCGCCGAAGCCGCUGCUGUGUGCAGGGAACGCGGGGACGCUCUCACGCGGCGCUCGGAGACAUGGACCGCUUGUGCAGCGCGGGCUCUGCGGAACCUUCAGACCCGUUCUGGGACUGGAACCGCACAUGGUACUCUCAGAACCCAGACGUGACCCAGUGUUUUCAGAACACACUCCUCGUCUGGAUCCCGUGUCUCUACCUCUGGCUGCUCGCACCUUUUUACUUCCUCUACCUCAGAAGCCAUAACCGCGGCUACAUCUGUAUGAGCCACCUGAGUAAAGCCAAAACCGUCACUGGGUUACUGCUGUGGAUUAUCUGCUGGUCAGAUGUCUUCUACUCUUUCUGGGAAAGAGGCCACGGGGUUGCAGUCGCACCUGUUUACCUCGUCAGUCCCACGUUGCUCGGGAUCACCAUGUUGCUGGCUACGUUUUUCAUCCAGUACGAGCGGAUGAAGGGCGUCCAGUCCUCCGGCGUGAUGCUCCACUUCUGGCUCAUCGCUUUAAUUUGUGCCACGAUCACAUUUCGUUCGAAGAUCCUGUGGGCGAUCAACGAGCCUGAUUCUGUGAACACCUUCAGAUACACCACGUUCUACAUCUACUACGCCCUGCUGUUGAUCUCACUCAUCCUGUCCUGUGUUUCGGACCGGCUGCCGCUCUUCUCCCCGACCGUCAAAGACCCGAAUCCGUGUCCAGAAGUGGGAGCGAGCUUCCUGUCCAGGAUCACUUUCUGGUGGAUCACUGGGAUGUUGAUGCGUGGCUACAAAAAGCCCUUGGAAGAGAAAGAUCUGUGGUCCCUGAAUCAAGAGGACGAGUCUCACACGGUCGUGCCUCAGCUGGUACACUGCUGGAACCACGAGUGCAACAAGGUCAAAAGCAGACCGGCAGACAAGGCCAUGUACUCUCCCAAACGCCCGGCUAAGCCCGAGAGCAAGGACGAGCAGCCGAUUGAAGAGUCCGAGAUCUUAAUCUCCAAAUCUCCUCAGAAGUCGCGAGAGCCGUCGCUCUUCCUCGCCCUGUGCCGGACUUUCGGACCGUACUUCCUCGUCAGCUCCGUCUUCAAGUUCAUCCACGACAUCCUGAUGUUCGCUGGACCAGUAAUCCUCAGUCUGUUGAUCCAGUUCGUGAAUGACUCCAGCGCCCCCUACUGGCACGGCUACUUCUACACGGCUCUGCUGUUCUUGUGCACCUGCGUCCAGACGCUCGUCCUGCAGAAGUACUUCCACGUGUGUUUCGUAACGGGGAUGAGGCUGCGCACGGCCAUCGUGGGCGCCGUGUACAGAAAGGCGCUGGUGAUUACGAACGCGGCUCGCCGCACGUCUACGGUCGGAGAAAUCGUGAACCUCAUGUCUGUCGACGCGCAGCGCUUCAUGGACUUGAUCACGUACAUCAACAUGAUCUGGUCGGCGCCCCUCCAGGUCGUCUUGGCGCUUUACUUCCUCUGGCAGUAUCUGGGGGCGUCUGUGCUGGCCGGCGUUGCAGUGAUGGUUCUGAUGGUACCAGUGAAUGCAGUUAUAGCCAUGAAAACCAAAACCUACCAGGUCGCACAGAUGAAGAGUAAAGACAACCGGAUAAAGCUGAUGAACGAGGUGCUGAACGGCAUCAAGGUGCUGAAGCUCUACGCCUGGGAGCUGGCCUUCAAAGACAAAGUGUCUCAGAUCAGAGAGAGUGAACUGCGCGUGCUGAAGAAGGCCGCCUACCUGGCCGCCGUGUCCACCUUCACCUGGGUCUGCGCUCCCUUCCUGGUGGCGCUGUCGUCGUUUGCCGUGUACGUGCUCGUGAACGAGAAAAACAUCCUGGACGCGCGGAGGGCCUUCGUGUCCCUCGCCCUCUUUAACAUCCUGCGUUUUCCUCUGAACAUGCUCCCCAUGGUCAUCAGCAGCAUGGUGCAGGCGAGUGUCUCGCUGAAACGUCUGCGUGCGUUUCUGUCUCACGAGGAGCUGGACGAGGACAGCGUGGAUCGCAGAGCGGUUACAGGCUCCCCUGAAAGCAUCAGGAUCACAGACGGGACUUUCAGCUGGUCUAAAGACGACCCUCCUGCUUUAAAGGGUGUUAACGUGUGUAUUCCUGAAGGAGCUCUCGUUGCUGUAGUCGGUCAGGUGGGUUCGGGCAAAUCCUCCCUGCUCUCUGCUCUCCUCGGAGAAAUGCACAAACAGGACGGCUCAGUGUCAGUUAAGGGUUCGGUGGCCUACGUGCCCCAACAGGCGUGGAUCCAGAACGCCACUCUGAAGGAGAACAUCUUGUUCGGGCAGGAGAUGAAGCAGAGCUGCUACCAGAGAGUGCUGGAGGCCUGCGCCCUCCUCCCAGACCUGGAGAUCCUGCCUGGAGGAGACGACACCGAGAUCGGAGAGAAGGGAGUGAAUUUAUCGGGCGGUCAGAAGCAGCGUGUGAGUUUGGCCCGGGCAGUGUACUGCGACUGCGCCGUGUAUCUGCUGGAUGAUCCGCUGUCGGCCGUCGACGCUCACGUGGGGAAACACAUCUUCGAGAAGGUUGUUGGGCCUCAGGGCCUCCUGCAGGGCCGCACACGCGUGCUGGUGACCCACGGGCUCAGCUUCCUGCCCCAGGUCGACCUGAUCCUGGUGAUGGAGGACGGACAGAUCAGGGAGGCGGGCUCGUACGCAGAGCUGCUCGGCCGUCACGCCGCCUUCGCCGAGUUCCUGCGCACUCACACCAACACCGAGCAGGAGGAGGAGAGCGACGGGGUCGGAGAUACGUCUCCGCGGAAAACUCUGGAAAACGGAGGUCCAGCGGCUCUGCUCAGACAGAGCCAGGUGUCCUUAGACGCAUCCGGAGCCGUAAAACAGAAAACCGAAAGCAAAGACGCCAAAGAGCAGAAAACUAAAUCAGCAGACGCCGCCAAACUGACCGAGGCAGAUAAAGCCAAGACGGGCAGAGUGAAGUUCGCCGUGUUCUGGGACUACAUGAAAGCCAUCGGUUUGUGUCUGUCCAUCUUUAGCGUCUGUCUCUUCUUCGCCCAUCACGUAGCGUCUCUGGGUUCUAAUUACUGGCUCAGCUUGUGGACGGACGACCCGGUCAUUAACGGCACUCAGCCCAACAGAGACAUGCGACUCGGGGUGUACGGCGUGCUGGGACUCGCACAAGGCAUUGCCGUGUUCUCUUACUCCAUCUCCGUGUCCAUCGGUGGGGUCCUGGCGUCCCGCUUCCUCCACGAGACCAUGCUGUAUAACGUCCUGCGCUCGCCCAUGUCGUUUUUCGAGCGCACUCCCAGUGGGAACCUGGUCAACCGCUUCUCCAAGGAGACGGACACCAUCGACUCGGUGAUCCCCAGCAUCAUCAAGAUGUUCAUGGGCUCCAUGUUUAACGUGCUGGGGUCGUGCACCGUCAUCCUCCUCGCCACUCCGCUCGUGGCCAUCAUCAUCCCUCCCCUGGGGCUCUUCUACUUCUUUGUGCAGCGUUUCUACGUGGCCUCGUCUCGCCAGCUGAAGCGUCUGGAGUCUGUGAGCCGCUCUCCGGUGUACACGCACUUCAACGAGACGCUGCUGGGGACAAGCGUGAUCCGCGCCUUCGGAGUGCAGAGCAGCUUCAUCGGGGAGAGCGACAGACGAGUGGAUCACAACCAGAAAGCCUACUUCCCUAGCAUCGUGGCUAACAGGUGGUUAGCAGUGAGGCUGGAGUUCGUGGGGAACUGCAUCGUGACGUUUGCUGCACUCUUUGCUGUGAUGGCCAGAGACAGCCUGAGUCCAGGCCUCAUGGGACUUUCCAUCUCCUACGCUUUGCAGGUCACUGCGUCUCUUAACUGGUUGGUGAGGAUGUCUUCGGAGAUAGAGACGAACAUCGUAGCUGUGGAGAAAGUGAAGGAGUACGAAGAAACCGAGAAAGAGGCGCAGUGGAAACUGGAGAAGAGCCUCACUCCUGCCGGAUGGCCCACCGUCGGCCACGUGGAGAUCCGGGACUUCGGCCUGAGGUACCGACAGGACCUGGAACUGGCCAUCCAUGACAUAAAUGUGACCAUCGAGGGAGGAGAGAAGGUGGGGAUCGUGGGUCGGACCGGAGCGGGAAAGUCGUCUCUCACCCUGGGACUGUUCCGGAUCAUCGAGGCGGCGCAGGGAGACAUCUGCGUCGACGGACUGAACAUCGCCGAGCUCGGGCUUCACGAGCUGCGCUCUCGCAUCACCAUCAUCCCUCAGGACCCGGUUCUGUUCUCCGGAUCUCUGCGCAUGAACCUGGACCCGUUCGAUGGUUACUCUGAUGACGAGGUGUGGAAAGCUCUGGAACUCGCUCAUCUCAAGAGCUUCGUGUCGGGUCUUCAGGACAAACUGAACCACGAGUGUUCCGAGGGAGGAGAGAACCUCAGUCUGGGACAGAGGCAGCUGGUGUGUUUGGCGCGGGCGCUCCUCAGGAAAACGAAGAUUCUGGUUCUGGAUGAAGCCACAGCAGCUGUAGACGUGGAGACGGACGAACUGAUCCAGUCCACCAUCCGCACACAGUUUGAGGAGUGUACAGUGCUGACCAUCGCUCACAGACUCAACACUAUUAUGGAUUAUACACGGGUGUUGGUUCUAGAUAAAGGACAGAUGGUGGAGUUCGAUUCUCCGUCCAGUCUCAUAGCGAAGAGAGGGAUCUUCUACAGGAUGGCCAAGGACUCGGGUUUGGUCUGAUUAUGGCAGGAAAAAAAAAAACAAGAGACAGUCUUUCUGGCACAGUCACUCUGUGAUUAACCGUCCGUUCUAGAACACGGCCAGCACUCUAGAACCCAAUUUUCAUCUUAGAACACGGCCGCCACUCUGGAAUCCAAUCUCCGUACUAGAACAUCCCCAUCUCUCCGGAACCCACUCAUCAUUUAGAACAUGGCCGUCCCUCCCAAACAACCAUUUGAUCAUUCACAGUCAUCACUCCAGAACCCAAUCUCCAUUCUCGAACAUGGCCGCCACUCCGGUAUCCACUCCUCACUCUAGAACACGGCGUCACUCCGGAACCCAUUCUUCAUUCUAGAACACGACCCGACAGUUCAGACCCCACCCUACGUUCUAGAACACCGCUCUCAUGCCAGAAGGAACUGUCCAUUCUAGAACACUGAAGUGGGCGGAGUCUGUGGAGAUGCUAAACCUCCAAAGGCACUUUCUUUCCCCUGCUGCUGGACGAGCUGUUACUGGAGCUCAUCGCUGUGGGUUUGGAGAAAGACUCGAGUUUCUCAACCAAAAAAAAAGGAAUAUAUUUGGUCGGGUUUUAUUUUUAAAGCAGAAGAAAGAAAAAGAGUUCAGUUUAAAGCGGCAUUUCUGAGUGUGUAGAAUUAUUAUUUUUAUUUUUGUCUGUCUGUAUAUCUGUCUGUCUUUAAGCCAGAUGUUAAGGCGUUUAUUACAGUCUGAUCAGGCUUUGGAGCAAAGCAAAGUCGACUCUUGUGUAGAAUUAAGUCCCUGAAUACCUCCCUCAUGAAGACACUUAAAGCA
Molecule: messenger RNA, 5464 nt
Organism: Clarias gariepinus (North African catfish)
Lineage: Eukaryota; Metazoa; Chordata; Actinopteri; Siluriformes; Clariidae
Gene: abcc1
Product: ATP-binding cassette, sub-family C (CFTR/MRP), member 1
Exons: 31
Coding region: 122-4675 (1517 amino acids)
Biological process (GO): glutathione transmembrane transport; xenobiotic transport
Cellular component (GO): basolateral plasma membrane
Molecular function (GO): glutathione transmembrane transporter activity; ATP binding; ATP hydrolysis activity
Source: RefSeq, a predicted model, not a curated record